This is a messenger RNA of Penicillium verrucosum, 1395 nucleotides long. RefSeq lists its product as uncharacterized. Lineage: Eukaryota; Fungi; Ascomycota; Eurotiomycetes; Eurotiales; Aspergillaceae. The record is from RefSeq and is a predicted model, not a curated record. Gene Ontology annotation, molecular function: glycosyltransferase activity. Bases 1 to 1395 code for a protein of 464 amino acids. The transcript has a single exon. Gene Ontology annotation, cellular component: membrane.
AUGUCUAGUGCUCCGCGACGAGGCCUCUUCGUCAUCUUUCCGAUCCUUACAUUUUGCUUCAUAUAUUACCUCAUUCGACUGCCUGAAUCCAACUCAACAAUCGUGAACAACUCGGAACAAAUUCCUCAAGCCGGAGGGGAAACAAUUGUGGUAGGGGAGGAGAAGCAGACAAGUCCUCCACGUCCUUCCAAAGAGGAGACAUUGGAGGACAAAUGUGGCCACUUACUACACGCACUUGACGAUGUCUUGGUCGUAAUUAAAACCGGCGCGACUGAAUCCCUCGAAAAAGUCCCUAUCCACAUCCGCACCACGCUGGAAUGUGUCCCACACUUCGCUAUUUUCUCCGACUACGAAGAAACCAUCGACGGUGUCCGCACAUAUGACGUCCUCCGCAACAUCAGCGAGGCCACAAUGAAAAAAGAGCCCGAAUUUGAAAUCUACCGUCAUCUACAACAAGUCGGACGCGAAGGCCUAACAGACGAAGAAUGGGGCGACGACAUGAACGGCCCACUUGGCAAGGUCAACAACCCAGGCUGGAAACUCGACAAAUGGAAAUUCCUCCCAAUGAUCGACGAAGCCCUAGAAGUCAUGCCCGAAGCCAAGUGGUACGUCUUCCUCGAAGCCGACACCUACAUUGUGUGGCCGAACCUGAUCAGCUGGCUGGCGCAUCUCGACCCAGAUCGCGAAUACUACCUGGGCAGUCCGAUGCAAAUCGGCGAAACACUCUUCGGCUACGGCGGUGCGGGCAUCGUCCUCUCAAGCUGGACGAUGAACCGCCUGCACGAGUACCAGAUCGGGGCAAAGGAAGAGCUCGAAGCGAUGACCGCACACGAGUGGGCAGGCGACUGCGCGCUGGCGCGAGUGCUGCACGACUUACACGUUGAUCUGACCUGGGCCUGGCCGAUGAUGAUGAUUUCACGACCGUGGGAAAUCGACCAUUUCUCCGAAGGAUACGGGCGACAGCCAUGGUGUUACCCUGUUAUCUCGUACCACCACAUGGCGCCGACAGAUAUCGAGGCGAUGUGGGAGUUUGACCGGGCGUUCUUUGCUAGUGGGAAGAACGCGCUCAUGCUGCAUGCGGACGUUUACCAGAAACUUGUUUACGAUGAGACUUUCUCGGCGCGCGACGAUUGGGAUAACCUCUCUGGGAUCAAGAUUGAUUUUGCGGCUGGCACGAUUCCUACGCUGGAUGUUUGUGCGGAGGUCUGCGCGCGCAAUGAUGACUGCUUGCAGUAUUCGUUUAAUCACAUCGAGGGUGUUUGUAAACAUGCUUCUACUACCUUUGCGGGCGUUGCUACCAAUGGCACGCAGUCUGGUUGGAUUACACAUCGGGUGAAUAAGCUUCUCAGGGCAUUCCAGUCUUCAUGCAAUGAGGUGCAGUAUAUCCUUGAUUGA